AUGAUUGUCAUUCCCUCGCACUGCUGCAUUCUGCCCUUAGUUUGGGGGCUCACCUUGUUAACGACUGCCGAGGCUACCACAGUAAGGGACACUGUAUCCAAUGCUGUAGCUGUUGUGCCAAAUCAGCAAAUGAAAACGCACACGCCAUCAAGACCGGAUGGUGAUCGCGAAUUGGUCGAGGAGCGAGUCUUUCCUACUUCGACUAUGACCGAAUUAGUUGAACAUGAGCUUCAGCCAUUUGCAGAUACAUUUGUUUCUAAAAAAGUGAUUGAUCAGCUGCAUAUGAUGAAGUAUGCCUCAAAUGAAAUGGAGCAUUAUGAUUUCGUGGAUGAUAAAGCACCGAAGGAUCAGAAAGCCGCUAUCGCAACUCUGUGUGACAGUUUGAAAGAUUAUAAGCUAACCCAACCUAUCCUUCCAAAAAUUUUCGCGACUGGAAAGACGGAGAAAAACAUUUUUCAUGAUUUUGCUAUAGCUGUGGAGAGAAAAUGGUGGUUGAGCAUUUCGACGAGUGAAAUGUACGAAGCUCUAGGAAUGCCUUCCGGCAUUGAUGAACAUGAAAACUUUGUUAAACAAUUGGGUCCUUUAAUUUGGGAUAAAGUUGAUUUUUUUGAAGAAGAGGAUUUCGUAGAGUUGAUGUUAACUAAAAUGCGAGAACGGUCAAAGGAUGAAAUUAUGUGGGCUCACCUUAUUUACAAGAUGCAGAGUGAGGGAAAUUUUUUUAAGCCUUAUAACGCUUUGUUUAAUAAUCUACUCCGGACAUACGACACGACUACAGGUGCUUACACACCCAUCGACGCUGUCAACCUUCUGACGAAUCCAGGUUUGCGGAGUGUUUACGGUUCCGCACUAAUAGCCGACGAAAGUGUCUGCAUCAAGUUAAGAGGCAAUUUAUUAGAGCUGUCACAAGAUGAACUGAUGUGGGCAAAAUUAAUGUACAUGCUGCGAGACGACGACAGGGCAAUAACUUUUUAUCCUUAUGUAUUUGACAAACUUCUUGUGCCAUAUAAACUUGAAGGUCGGCAGCUAUUGCCCAGCCAGGCUAUCACGUAUCUGACGAGCCAAGACUUUGUCUUAGAGUACGAAUCUUUGAUUGCGACAGCGAACGAUGUCGAUGCAUUGCUAUUGAAAAAGCUAAUUGAAAUCUCUGAAGAUACAUUCAUGUGGGCCAAAGUUCUGUACAUGUUACGUAAUGACGAAAGCCUCAAUGUGAUCCCGGGUAUAUUGAAUAAUCUCAUGGAUAGAUGGACGAAUUUCGGCGCACAUACCGAACAGAUUUCGUUGCAAGAAAGCUAUGAAGUCCUAGCGAGUACGAAUUUAUUGAGUUUUUCCUUGUUCAAGCGGCUGAUAAAUGACAAUUCCGAUGUCUCUGUGCUAAAAGUUCUGCGAAUGCGAUCGACAGAUGAAUUCACGUGGGCUGGCGCUCUAUAUUAUUAUACAAAAGAGAGUGAGCUAUAUUCGUAUAUUUUCUCCGGUGUGCUCGACGCACUUCUCCACUCGUGGGUCGCAAAACCAUAUAAUUCGGUUGCAGCUACAGAAAGCAAUCGCAUCCUCAUUAGCGCAUAUGAAUUAAUGUUGAACUGGGUUCCCGGAAUCAUGUCUCACCAACCAACUUUUUCGGAUCUCGAUAACAUUCUGAUCACAUUGCGUAGUCAUUCGAAAGACGAUUUGAUGUGGGCUUGCUUUAUGUACAAGCUAAAACACAACAUAGAGUUUAGCAGUGUAGCUUCCAAGGUGUUUGACAUGCUGCUAUCGACGGGAAAGAUAACAAAAAAAAUGCCAGCACAGCAUCCUACAGCCAGUCGUUGCAUCGCCAUUCUGACGGAUCCGUCCUUACCAUCAACGACCAAAGUGGAGACUUUGAAAGAAUCGUCUUUUGAUGAACUCAUGUCGGCCAAACUAUUACACAUGUUGCGCACCAUGUACAAUGAGCAGGCUGAUUCUCUGCACAACAAGUUGUUACAAAGUCUGCUUGAAAAUUGGACGAUAAUUUGGACAAGGAAAAAAAAUCUUAAAAAAUAUAGAAGCGAUUCUUUGGAAAAAACCAGUCUUGGCAAAAUGAUAGCUUUCGCGAAAUUUUCGAGUGAUAACCCCAGUGAAUUUCUGCUGAAGGAAUUACAAAAGCAAAAAAUAAAUGAAGCUACAUUUGCUGUACAGAUACGCGAGUUGUCGAAAUCCAAUGAUGAUAUAGAGGGCUUGUUAUGCGCUCUUUUUCAAUCAUGGAUUGGAAAGCCGUUUGAUGGAGGUGUGAAAUCAGAAGAAUUCGCGAGACUUAAAACAGCGUUUGACUUAUUGAAUGACCAUAGCCAUUGGCAAGAAUGGCAGAAGCUGGAUGACAAAGACUUUUCGCUUGUACUCCGAAAUUUAUCUGAAAUCUCAAAUGAUGAACUCAUGUGGUAUCGAUUUUUACGCAAAUUACAGUACGACACAUCCUUCAGCGUCUCGUUGGCUGAAUUGACACAACCAGAAGCGUUGCAAGAAACUGUGUGUCUCCUGUCACACUUUGACGUGGCUACAAGCAAGUGUCUAGCACCUAAAGCUGAAUGUGGCUUUUGCAAAUUUAUGAAGGCAGGUCCGUGUGGUAAGGGUUUUUCUACGUGGGAAACAUGUCUAGACGAUUGCAAGAAAAGCGGUGACGACUUUAUCGAGAAGUGUGGACCACAGACACUUGCACUGCGUGACUGUGUUGAAGCUAAUCCAGAGUAUUACCAUGUUUGGAAUGAUAGUCCUGAACAGAGCGACAUCGAGUAG
This is a messenger RNA of Plasmopara halstedii, 2748 nucleotides long. Its product is annotated as GCK. Bases 1 to 2748 code for a protein of 915 amino acids. The transcript is spliced from 4 exons. The record is from RefSeq and is a predicted model, not a curated record. NCBI's taxonomy places the organism in Eukaryota, Oomycota, Peronosporomycetes, Peronosporales, Peronosporaceae.